Molecule: messenger RNA, 666 nt
Organism: Solanum verrucosum
Lineage: Eukaryota; Viridiplantae; Streptophyta; Magnoliopsida; Solanales; Solanaceae
Product: mitochondrial import inner membrane translocase subunit TIM10-like
Exons: 4
Coding region: 98-355 (85 amino acids)
Biological process (GO): protein insertion into mitochondrial inner membrane
Cellular component (GO): mitochondrial inner membrane
Source: RefSeq, a predicted model, not a curated record
AAUUUCCUUUAGCAUAUUUGCCCUUUUCUUUCAUUGAGAUCAGACCUGCAACUACACUAUUUGAUCCAAAUGCUGUUUUUUGUCUUACAGCUCUGUAAUGAUGGCUGCUAAUAACUUACCAAGAGAAGUGGACGCGGAGCAGAUUUUUGGCAUGGCUGAGAAGGAGAUGGAGUACAGGGUUGAAUUUUUUAACAAACUCACCCAUACGUGCUUCAACAAGUGUGUCGAGAAAAAGUACAAGGAGGGUGAGCUAUAUAUGGGUGAAAAUACCUGCAUUGAUCGUUGUGUCUCGAAAUAUCAGCAGGUGACAAACAUCAUUGGUCAGAUGCUCUCUAAUGGAGGACGACCCAUGUGAAAUUCUACACCUGAUCAUAUAAUUUUUGUUCAAAGAACAACAGUAUAUCAUAUUUACUGCUAGUCAGACCUCUUGCAUUAUAUGAGAAUCAACAUUCUGUUUCCCAUUUUUUAAAUUCUAUUACAUUAGACGGUUGGGUUAAGGGGGAAGGAGUACUAUGAGAAUUAUAUCGAAACUUGUCUAAAACUUCCCGCUGAUACCACUAGACGGUUUGGCCUGGUGAAGAAGGGAGUUGUGUAAAACUUUGAUUUUUCUUUUAAAAUUUUUGGUAGUGUAUUAUUUCUUGGUUGAUAUAGAAUAACAGAUGGAUU